ACAGGUCGUAUAUCUACCACACCAGCUGGGCAACGACCACGAGGGAUACAUGGACGAGGGAAGGAAAGUGAUCUCGGAUGACUUCGCGCGGCAGCUCAGCCCGGAGACGGCGCUCCCCGUGGCGGCGAUCAAGACCCUGAUCGGCGUCAUCAGGAGGAGCACCAACACCACAAUCCGCGGGAUGGAGGCCGAGCUCAAGGAGGCGAUCCAGCUCAUGGAGGACAAGAUGGAGACUGAUAGCCCGGACAACAGCAGGAGCACGAUAUCGCUGACCAGCGGGUGCCAGCUUUUCCUCCGACACGUAUCUCGCUUCGUCGCCGAGUCGGUCGGGGAGGAGGGCUUCGACGAGUCCUGCAAGCAGCAGUUGUUGCACAGGGGGGAGCGAUUCGCGGAAGUUUCCGAGACCAGUCGAGAACAGAUCGCGCGCCUGGGGCACAACUUCGUUAGGGACGGGACGGUGGUGUUGACGCACGGCUACUCGCGGUGUGCUCUCCAUCUUUUGCUCAUGGCCGCGGAAACAAAGGUCACUUUAGCGUGCUCGUUGCGGGAGGGGAGGCCGGACGGGGCGGGGUUCAAGGCCGCCGCCGCGCUCUCGAAAGUUGGGGUCCCCGUGACGGUGGUCUUGGACUCCGCUGUGGGGUACCACAUGGAGAUGGCGGACUUGUGCGUGACGGGCGCGGAGGGGGUGCUGGAGAACGGGGGAAUCGUCAACAAGGUUGGGACGUUUCAGAUGGCGGUACUGGCGAAGGCUUACAACGUCCCCUUCUACGUCGCGGCGGAGAGCUACAAGUUCGCCCGCUUGUUCCCCCUCGACCAACGAGAUCUUCCCAAGGGCAAGAUCCCAAGGGCGCCGUUCGCCGCGCCAGAGGGCACCCCAGAAAGCGUCGCCACGUUCAGUCCGUCGGUGGACUACACGUCGGCCGAGUACAUCACGCUUUUGUUCACCGACCUCGGGGCCCUCACCCCAUCCGCGGUGUCCGACGAGCUCAUCCGCUUGUACGGCGAGGCAUGAGAGAGGGAGGAUUGUCUGUUGACGGGAUGUUGUAUCGAUGAAAACGACUUGGUAUGAAGUUUCUCUGACUGUGAGUGCCGUGUUGAAGGUUUUCGAAUGGGCUUAUUUUCGCUUGGUGCAAGGAACCGCGUGGGCUAAGGGUACUCGUUUCGCACGAGAUUUGGUCAGGGUCAGUCGUGCUUCGGUUGUUGGAUGUUUGAUCAAGAAACGACUUUCUCGGGUCAUUCUCUCGUGCACGCAGCAAGCAAGGCCAGACGAGGUCGAGGUGUCGGUCUGGGCGACGGAGUGGACAGCUCGUUUCCAGGGCAAAUAGUGGUCUGGUCUUACCUGGUUGUCUUGAAAAGCCCCAAGCGAAUUCUGUGAGGAUUUUACGAAGUCGUAGAUACGUGACCAUCGUCUCGUGUGGCCGAUACGAAAGCUUGCCCGCCCGCAAGGAAUAAGAUAGUGUGCCAGU
Ectocarpus siliculosus is the source of this 1466-nucleotide messenger RNA. The record is from the annotation of a GenBank genome assembly. Lineage: Eukaryota; Phaeophyceae; Ectocarpales; Ectocarpaceae.